Molecule: messenger RNA, 3214 nt
Organism: Acomys russatus (golden spiny mouse)
Lineage: Eukaryota; Metazoa; Chordata; Mammalia; Rodentia; Muridae
Gene: Veph1
Product: ventricular zone expressed PH domain containing 1
Exons: 13
Coding region: 121-2622 (833 amino acids)
Biological process (GO): regulation of signal transduction
Cellular component (GO): plasma membrane
Molecular function (GO): phosphatidylinositol-5-phosphate binding
Source: RefSeq, a predicted model, not a curated record
AAAAUAGGGGCCCUUCGUGGAAUAUGAAGUGCACCUCCUGCUCCAGGUUUUCCGAUCUCUAACCCUGGAUAACUGAGCAUGGCCCUGGGUCCACAGGAAGCCAACUAAGCCAACUCAACAAUGCAUCAGCUUUUCCGAUUGGUUUUGGGACAGAAAGAUCUUUCAAGAGCUGGGGACCUCUUCUCUUUAGAGGAUGCUGAAAUUGAAGACAGCCUGACAGAAGCUUUGGAGCAGAUUAAAGUAAUUAGCUCAUCUCUGGAUUACCAAACUAAUAAUAAUGACCAGGCAGUGGUCGAAAUCUGUAUCACCAGAAUCACAACAGCUAUCAGAGAGACAGAAUCCAUUGAGAAGCACGCCAGGGCCCUGGUGGGACUGUGGGAUUCCUGCUUGGAACACAAUCUGAGACCUGCAGGGAGAGACGAAGACACCCCACAUGCCAAAAUCGCAUCUGAUAUCAUGAGUUGCAUCUUACAGAAUUACAACCGGACCCCAGUGAUGGUCUUAGCUGUUCCCAUUGCGGUGAAAUUCCUCCACAGAGGUAAUAAGGAGCUGUGUAGGAACAUGUCCAACUAUCUGUCCCUGGCCGCCAUCACCAAGGCAGAUCUCCUGGCUGAUCACACUGAGGGGAUCAUUAAGAGCAUACUCCAAGGAAAUGCCAUGCUGCUAAGGGUGUUACCUGCUGUGUAUGAAAAGCAGCCUCAACCGAUCAACAGACACCUGGCGGAACUCCUGGCCUUGAUGUCUCAGUUGGAGCAGACAGAACAGUACCAUCUACUAAGGCUCCUGCAUGUAGCAACAAAGAGAAAAGACAUGGAGGUGGUUCAAAAAUGUGUUCCUUUCCUGAUCAGGCAUUUGAAGGAUUCAACCCACAAUGACAUAAUCAUAAACAUCCUCGUAGAAAUAGCAGGGUACGAGCCACUGGCUUUGAGUGAUUUUCUCCCGGUGCUGAAAGAGAUUGGAGAGAGAUUUCCCUACCUCACCGGACAAAUGGCAAGGAUCUUCGGUGCUGUUGGGCAUGUAGAUGAAGAGAGAGCCAGGAGCUGCCUGCGAUAUCUGGUAAGCCAGCUGGCUAACAUGGAGCAUUCGUUUCACCAUAUUCUCCUUCUGGAAAUUAAGAGCAUCACUGAUACCUUCUCCUCCAUCCUGGGCCCUCACAGCAGGGACAUCUUCCGAAUGAGCAACAGCUUCACCAACGUUGCCAAGCUGCUCUCCCGACAACUGGAAAACAGCAAGGCUGGGAAUGGCAGGAGAAAAAUCAACACUGAAGUUGGCUUUCCUGAGAAACUGGGAGAAGCCAAGACCACAGAGCCUGAAAGUGAAGACCAGGAAAAACUCCAAGUUAAAAUCCAAGCCUUUGAAGAGAAAAUAAGUGCUGAGAGCACUACCCCUGGCUCUGCGCGGAGAUACAGCUUAGACCACAGCUCUAAGGAAGAACGAAGAAACAUUGGAUUUAGCAGGUCCCGAAGUUUGGCUUUGAAUACAGUGUUCUCAAACAUUGUGAGUGCAGAAGGUGGUGAAGUGGAUGAGCGGGCAGGGAUGCAUGCCAGCAUCUCUCUUUCUGAAAUAGACCCACUUAGCCACGGAAUCGGCAAGUUGCCCCUUAAGAUAGACAUGCAUGGAUCACAGCUGAGAAACACCUCAGCUUCACACCCGACUAUUGUACAUAUAGAACCAGAGACUGUGCCUGAAAGUGUUAAAGAAAGCAUGCAGGAAGAAAUUCCAGAGACAGCCACAAGGCCUGCAGAAUACCAAGAUAAGCUCUACUUGCAUUUAAAGGAAAACCUCAGCGAAGUGAAGGCUUAUGCUGUGGAAAUCACAAGAAAGAUCCCAAUCCCAGACCAGUGCACCAUUGAAGAUACUAUGAGAAGCUGUGUGGCAAAGCUGUUCUUUACCUGUUCCCUAAAGGGUCAUUACUGCCUGUACAGCAAGUCCAGUUUCACCCUCAUCAGCCAAGCGCCCCAGCCAUGGAUCCAGAUCAUGUUUCUCUUCCAACAGAGCCUGUUUCCCGAACCCCUGUCCAUUCAGAGUGGGUCUGUACAGUUCCUCAAAGCCCUAUGGGAAAAGACACAGCCCAGAGGAACCCACAGCUUUGAAGUCGCCAUGACCGAGUCCACAUUUCCACACCAGAAGGAUCUGGACCAGCUUCAGCUCCAUCUGGAAGAAGUGAGGUUCUUUGACGUGUUUGGCUUCAGCGAAACGGCAGGGGCAUGGCAAUGCUUCAUGUGCAACAACCCCGAAAAGGCAACCGUUGUGAAUCAAGAUGGCCAGCCUCUCAUUGAAGGAAAACUUAAAGAGAAACAAGUGAGAUGGAAGUUCAUCAAGAGGUGGAAAACUCGUUACUUUACCCUGGCUGGAAACCAACUUCUGUUUCAGAAAGGAAAAUCUAAGGAUGAUCCUGAUGACUCCCCGAUAGAACUCAGCAAAGUACAGAGUGUGAAAGCUGUGGCCAAGAAACGCCGGGAUCGCUCUCUCCCUCGGGCUUUUGAAAUCUUCACAGACAAUAAGACCUAUGUUUUCAAAGCAAAGGAUGAGAAAAAUGCAGAAGAGUGGCUGCAAUGUAUCAAUGUGGCCCUGGCCCAGGCAAAAGAGAGGGAAAGCAGAGAAGUGACCACAUAUCUGUAGGGAUACAUACACCGCCUCUUAUGACCAUGCAUAAUAGGCGUUGCCAGAGUCAACAAAAAGAGAAAAACCACCAUGGCAUUACAGGGUUUCACCAAAUACCAGUGAAACCAUUAUCCCUAAGGAGAGCCUAAAAUGGCAGGGUUCUCAGUAAAUCUCACACCCUCGCAGCUCUCGUAUUUAACUCCAAGGUUUCUGCCUGAAGUACAUGAGAAAGAGAAGCCACAGAGUUUAUACCGGAACAUGUGGGUCAGGAAGGGAAAGUUAUAGACACACACAUAUAUGGAACUUCUGUAGCUAUGCGAUUUAUGACUGCAAGAAGACAAUAAGUGGGACCAGUAAGAAGGCUCAGCAGGUAAAAGACACUUGCAGUCAAGCCUGAUGGCCUGAGUUCUAGUCCCAUAGCUGAAUUGGUGGAAGAAGAGAACCAACUCAUGGCAGUUAUCCACUGCUCUCCGUAUACCAUGGUACAUUCAUGCCCCAAAUAAAUAAAUAAAUAAAUAAAUAAAUAAAUAAAUAAGAUUUUAAAAAUGUGCCUGAAAGAUCUACCUUGAAGGAAACCAGCACAUUAGAAACACAGUAUUUUAAAAAGCCA